GUUAGAGAUUAAAUCGCUUGGCUGACAUUUGCAAAGUGUCGAGAGCUGACUCUGACAAGAAUAAAGUGGUAGAAUAGAAACACACGCGCGGCAGAGAGCCACCACAUUUAGAUUUGCCCAGUCGCGUUUCCGUGUCAACGUUAAACUGGUCAAAAAUUAUCAUAUUCUAAGUAAACCCGUUUUAUAGCCAUAACAGUGGAAGUGUUGCCAUGAAUACGGGAAAAAAUAAGAAGAAAAACCGCCCCAAUAAGCCUCAAAGUCAACCGGCACAGAAUCCUGAUAGUGAAAAGGGUGAAAAUGUGACAGAAAAAAGUGAAAAUGUUUCGAAAGCCGAAGAGAGAGUUCCUGAAAUAGUGAGUGAAGUUGUAGUACCUCCUGUAGCAGAGAAAGAAAAUACUGGAAAUGAAGGACCGAAAAAACCGAAACGAAACCGGGGUAAGAAAAAGGGCGAUAAAGAAGAUUCAAGUGAAAUCCCUGUUGAAACUGUAAGUUUGUCUGAAGACAUCAAAACUGAUAACGUUCAAAAAGACAUUAUAAAACCAGAUAAAUCCACAGUCGCUGAUACGAAAAUUGAUGCAACUAAUCAGCCCGUGGAACCGACUGCAAGAAAAAAGAAAGGCAAGAACAAAAAUCAAGAAACAACAAAAAUAGAUGAAACAGAAAAAUCUACGGAACUCGAAAUCAAUCCAAGUGAUAAACCUAAAACUGACAUUAAGGAAAGUGAGUUACUAGAAGGUGAGAUAAAGCCAGCAAAGAAAAAAAAUAAGAAAAAUAAAAAACACCGCAAUGAUUCAGAAAGAUCAGACAAGGCAGAUGAAUUAACUUGCACUUCAGCUUUUGAAAUGAUAUUACAAACAAAAACCGAAAGUGAGCAAAAACAAGAGGAGGUAAACAAAGAUGAUGUAAAAUCUGUUGCUGUGAGUGACAGUAGCAUAUCUGAACCGACAGUAAAAGAAGUAAAAAAAGCAAUAGCUGAAAAUUUGUCAGUUGACACAGCUGUCCCUAAUGCUAAUAAAAAUAUUAUUAAGGAGAGUGCUAUAGAAGAUACAUCUAAUGAUAAUGUUCCUAAAAAUAAAAAGAAGAAUAAAAAAGAUAAAAAACAUUUUUCAUCAGCAGAUGAAAAUGUUCAAAGCAAUAUUUUGCCUCAAAAAGAAAUUAUAAAGUCAGAGGAAAAUGAGCAAAAAGAUAUUUCGGACUCAGAUUCUAAGUCAAUACAUAAAUGUGAAAUGAAAGAAAUGCCUGAAUCAGACAUUCUACCCGUAACUGAAAUAUUACCUUUGAAAGAGUCUACAGUUUCUGAAGAAUCAGACGCAAAGUGUAAAGCCAAGAUUGCUAAACCUGUUGAAAAGAAAAACAAAAAUAAAUCUAUUGAAAUAGAAUCGAAACAAGAGAGUCCUAAGAUGGCUGAAUCUAAAAAAGAUGAAGCCUAUCAACUAAGUGAAUUAGAUAAAGAAUACAGUAAAAUUGACGUAUUCAGUUGUGAUGUCCCCAAAGUUACUGAAACAAUUACUGAAAUUAAAACUGACGUACAAACGACAUUACCUACAUCAAUAGCGGAAGAUAAACCUGAAUCUGCAGAAAAUAAAUCUGAAGAGCUUGAAGGCGACUCUGUUAGUACGGAUUCGUUUGAAGUAGUCAAGCAUCCCAAGAAAAAAGGGAAAGGCAAAAAUAAUACUUUUAAUAUUGAUGACAAAGCUAUGACACCAGAAAAAACUGAUAUUAUCACUUCUGAUACCGAAAAAAAGAGAGAAAAACAAUUUGACGUAGCUCGUCCUCCUUUUGAUAUCACCAAACCAUUUGAAACUCUAGAAACAAGUUUAAAUAUAAUAGAAGAAGUGCCAGAAUUGACUACUUCCAAGAAUUUAUCAGAAACAGCACUAAAAUCUGAAGAAAAUAAAAACAUCAGUCCGAUUACUACAGAAAUCAAACAAAGUGAAGAAAAAAAAGCGACAGAAGUCAUGAGUAUUCCAGAAGAUAAAUCCAAUAAAAAACGAAAAAAGUCUCCAAAACCUUCGAAAAAACAGGAAACCUUCAUCAUACCUGAAGAAAAGAAUUCCGCUGUAAUUGAACAGAAAAAAGAAACAACUGAGACUGCUUCGACAGAACCCCCGAAGAUAUUACCAGAAAGUGAAAUGAUUGAAUCAGUCAUGACUCAAAGCGGUGGCAGUGAGAUAACUCCAGAUUUAAUAGAGCAUCCACGGUCAACCAGUGCUGAUAUUAUCGACAGUAAUAAUAACAAUAAGACUGUAAUUCAAGAAGUGAAUUUACCUCAAACAUUACACAUUCCCUUCGUUAUUCCGGAUACUCCAUAUAUACAAGGUUCAGGGGAAACUCCUUCACCGAUUGUUAUAGCUACUUGCGUACCAAUAUCUGAGAAAGAACUUCAAGAACGUCAGAAAAAAGUUCCUAAAAAGACAGACUUAAAAUCUCAAGUUAUGGAAGUAAAUAAAGAUAUGGAGGUUUUGAGAAGGUCCAUUGAGAGGUCAUUAGCUGAAUUUACAGCUUUAGAAAAAGGAGAGCAAGAGGUAGAAGACAAAUAUGCUGCUCAGUCACUAGAAAUGAAGCAAGAUAAAUCGAAACUAACUAUUUUGGACGAGACGAUCAAAGAGCAAGCCCAGGUCACAGGUACGACCAUUACUGAACAAGAUAGUGUUUCCACUGAUAAUUCAACAAAGAAAGAGAAAGAAGAAUCAGCGUCCACUCCAGAACCACCGGCAAGAAAAGACAACAAAGGUAAAAGUAAAUCAAAGAAAAAGGGCAAGCAAGAGAGUCAGCAGCAAACUACAACCGCUACUGACACAACAACCAGUACUUCAGUGACUGAGAAAAAAGAUACCUCAUCACAAGAAUCAAAAAAAGAAAAUAAGACUGAACAAAAGGAAGACAAAUCUUCAACAGGUCAAGAUAAAGGAAAACAAAAAACACAAUCAUUAAAAGAUGAAAGUGAUAAUACAGAACAAAAGUCUAAGGAUACUCAAGAAACUGAUUUACACGAAUUUGAUCCUAUUGUUAACUUUGAAGAUGCCAUGACUUCAUCCUCAAGCGUAGAUGAUGUCAAUAAAUCAUUUGAAAUCAUUGUGAACGAUGGUUUAAAUGACUCAAAUACAGAUGAAACGUCAAAUUUUCGGAACAAUCCUGAAAUAAAUGUAACAGCGCCAGAUGAACAUGAAAAAGCAAAAGAAGAAAAGCAACAAAAAGAAAAUCCAAUUGUUUCGCAGCCAAAAAACUUGCUAGGCCAUCCCGUUAUUCCUGCACGAUCGAAUAAAACUGACUACAAAAAGGAAAAAAAUAAACCACCGAAUACAAAACUAGCUAGAGUGAAAAUAAAAGACGCAGAUGAAAUUGACAAAGGCAUUAAGCAAUCGAAAGAAUCGCAGACUGACAACAAGCCGAAAAUUUUGAAAGACAAGAGUACAAAUGAGUCAGUUACCUGUGUAACUAGUGAAAACGAUGAAUAUGUGUACAAGUACAGUUUUAGAAAGGUUUUUCUGUCAAGCAACUGCCACGUUUGCAAGAAAGAGCUAAAGGAAUCCAGGGUGCCCUGUAACUUUUGCUAUGUCACCUUCUACUGUAGCGAGAAACAUAAAGAUGAUGACUAUGAUCAGCACCAAUCGCUUUGCUUUGCUAUCUCCACGAUUAUUCGCUUGAAAGGUCUAAAGCACAUCUACGCGGACUCGCAAGGCGUCACCGGUCACAACUACCGGCUGCUCCGCAUGCAGACCAUAGUCUCUUGUGAGAAGAUCCUCAAACGCAAGCUCCUGCCGUGGGAGCAGGAGGCCCUGUUGUACCCGAGGGUCUGCGCUGAUGUCGGGUGUAGAGAGUGGAGGCAGGGGCAGCUGAAGGAUUGCGAGCUUUGUGGCCAGAUAUCGUACUGCAGUGAACACCCAGAGCAUCUGCCCAAGAGCCACGCUCGCUGGUGCAAGUCCUACUCUCUUUACCAGAAGCUGGUGGUAUACCAGCUGACCCGCGGCCGCCUCGACCCGCGGCUCCCUGGGAGACUCAUGAAGGGAGAGAGGAUCGGAGAUAACAUCAAUAGACUACUCGCUGACAUGUAUGACGAGAAAAUUGACAUGACCGACAUGCAGUACGCGGCGCUCACCCAGCUCGCGACGGCGCCGCUCACCGCCGCGCACUGCUACCAGCUCUACAGCGAUAAGAUGAAGACUGUCGCUGUCAACGGGAACGGGGUUCAUAAGUCCCCAACAUUCACAAUCCACGUGGUGGGAGCGGAACUUCAAUUCGAGGCGGAUUCCCUCAACAAGUGGGAGACGUUCUUCCUUCACCUGCGUCCAGACGUGGCGACUCUCAGGGUGGUGCUGGUGGGGCCUGAGCUGAACCCUUCGAACUUGCCGGUGGACCUGCUUGGGAAGAUCAAACUCUGCCCGACAUGUCGCGUGGAGAAGCGUCGCGUGGUAUUCCACUUCCACGACCGUCAGUUCUACCACCAGUACGCCACUAGCGAUGACUUCACCAGACCCGACAUCGUUUGCGCUUUCAACCCCUCCAUCAAUCGCUCGUCCAGCUAUGACGACACCUGGUCAUCCACCAUCAACUGUAUCUUCAAGCUCAAGGUCCCUUUCGUCAUCACAGCCUACACCAUGAACGAAAUGCUAAGGGAUUUCACCUCUAUCAAGACUAGCUCUAAGGUCGAAUUUAAUACUGUCUCUGAAGCUAAGUUCAAUCCUUUUGCCAGUGUCAGGCCCGAUAGGAAUUUUAUCAGCGAUGAUGAGAUGCCUUUGUUGUUUAAGAAUUAUUGCUAUAUGGUGCUUAUUGGUGCUUUUUGAAUCGAUUUUAGGAAUUAUACUAUUGUUCUAAUAAGAUUUUGGAUCGAUAAUAAUGUUUAUGGCAAUACUGAAUC
Messenger RNA from Plutella xylostella (diamondback moth), 4858 nucleotides. RefSeq lists its product as uncharacterized. NCBI's taxonomy places the organism in Eukaryota, Metazoa, Arthropoda, Insecta, Lepidoptera, Plutellidae. The record is from RefSeq and is a predicted model, not a curated record.